Nycticebus coucang (slow loris) is the source of this 2284-nucleotide messenger RNA. RefSeq names its product TNF superfamily member 10 (gene TNFSF10). The coding region runs from base 120 to 974 and encodes 284 amino acids. Gene Ontology annotation, biological process: immune response. Gene Ontology annotation, molecular function: CD40 receptor binding; tumor necrosis factor receptor binding. The record is from RefSeq and is a predicted model, not a curated record. Gene Ontology annotation, cellular component: membrane. Lineage: Eukaryota; Metazoa; Chordata; Mammalia; Primates; Lorisidae. The transcript is spliced from 5 exons.
UUUUCAGGCACUGAAUUAACAACAGCAACUGUUCAGUUUCAUUUUCAUGUUGGCAGUAAAAAGAAAUAAGGGCUCCCAUAACCAGCUGCCUGGAUAGCCAGCUCACAGCACCACUGCCCAUGGCCAUGACUCAGGCCCUCGGGAGCCCCAGUGCAGGGCAGACCUGUGCUCUGAUCCUGAUCUUCACUGUGCUGCUGCAGGCCCUCUGUGUGGCUGUUACCUACAUGUACUUCACUAACGAGCUGAAGCAGAUGCAGGACAAGUACAAGGGCAGCAUCGCUUGUUUCCUGAAGGAAGAUGACAGCUCCUGGGACCCUGGCGAUGAAGAGAGUAUGAACAGCCCCUGCUGGCGCGUCAGGUGGCUUGUUAGAAAGAUGAUUUUGAAAACCUAUGAGGAAACCAUCCCUACAGUUCCAGAAAGACAACGAAGUAUUCCUCCCCGAGUAGGGCAAAGACAUUCUCAGAGAGUUGCAGCUCACAUAACUGGGAACAGACGAAGAAGCAACACGCUGUCUAUGUUAGGCUCCCAAAAUGAAAAAGUUUUGGGCCAGAAAAUAAACUCCUGGGAGUCAUCGAGGAAAGGAUUUUCAUUCCUGAACAGUGUGCUCUUGAGGAAUGGAGAGCUGGUCAUCCAAGAAACAGGGUUUUACUACAUCUAUUCCCAAACAUACUUUCGAUUUCAGGAAGCUGAGGAAGUUAUAGGAACAGUUCCAAAAGAAGAGAACAGAAGGAAAAACAAACAGAUGGUACAAUAUAUUUACAAAUACACGAGUUAUCCUGACCCUAUACUGCUGAUGAAAAGCGCUAGAAAUAGCUGCUGGUCUAAAGAUUCAGAGUAUGGACUCUAUUCCAUCUACCAAGGGGGAAUAUUUGAGCUUAAGCAACAUGACAGAAUUUUUGUUUCUGUAACUAAUGAGGAAUUGGUAGACAUGGAACAAGAAGCCAGUUUUUUUGGAGCCUUUUUAGUUGGCUAAGUGCUCGCACCAUGAAGAUAUCACAACAGAUCUGACCCCAGAAAUGCAACCCAAAUGGAACAGCCUUGGCCAGAAAAACUCCCCAAUACACACCUUUUUAAUAUCUCUGAAAGUGAUCCUCUUAUUCCAAAGAAAUGGAAUCUCUGAAUAAUUUUUCAGGGCUCUACUUCAUAUCAGUUUACUAGCAGAGAUCUCGAAGGUUCUCAGCUUCUAAACAUUCAUGCAGUGAUUAAUACCUUGUCUUCAUCAUCUACUCCUUGCAAAGAUUCUAGAAGAAAGAGAAACAGUUCUUAAAUAGUCUUUCAGGGGUAGCUUCCAGGUUGCCAUAAGAGGCAGCAUUCUCAAGAAGAGAAAGGGGCAUCACUAAAAGAUCAUGGUCUUCUGGGGUAGCUCUCUAUCAAAUGAAUACAAUGUGAAAGUGAGUCUGUUUUGUGCAAAACUUGCAGGAUAAUCUCAUACACCUGGAUAUGCUGGAUAUGGUGGGAAAUUCCACUCAGAGUGCUAUCAUUUUUUUCAAGGAUUAACUACCUUUUAUUUUUAUUUCUUUAUUUUUUAAACCCAUCAAUUUUCUUCUACAUUCUUUCACAUUUCCAAGAAACUUCCUGUUCCAAUGUCUUUUUGCAUCUUUAGCAUCUUUUUCCAAAUGACAAAACAGGAUGGAAAGUUUCCCAAUAUGUAGAACAAAAUAGCAAACUCUUACUCAUGAAAUGGAUAAGCAAAAAUACAUGGUGAUCAACAAUACUCAUAUACUUAGGUACGUAAUUUAAAUAAAUCUUCUAUUAAAAUAAACGAUAUUCAGAAAUUACCAAGAGGAAACAAAGAUAAAUUUCCAAAAUUUUAUAGAACAAAGACACAAAAUUUUAUGGAACAAAAACACAAAAUUUACACACUGUUAGUUACCCCAGUGCACCCUAGCCCUAAAUUACUAAGAAUGCAGACUGCUGUCUUCAAACACCGAGAAAAGAAUAUAAGUCAUUUCACAGCAAGCAAUAUAAGCUACUUGAUGUGCCUGGACAACUUGCAUUAGCCCUGGCUCUGGCUUAGCAUCCCCCAAAUGGCCCUGGCUGCAACUCCACUUCAGGCUCCCACAUUUGAGACUCUCAAAGCCUCUUCAUACAGUUGUGGGGAGGAUCUGGGAUUGCACCUAUAGAUGUGGCCACAUACUGCAGGACUUUCAUCUUGGUGGUUUCUGCAUGGGUCCUCAGACCCCACAGAGACUCACAGCACACAGGAUCUCUGUGGGCACCUGCCAAUACUCCAGGUGUUUCUCCUGCUCCCAGUUGGAGGUGAUGAGCUUCUGGGUAUCCCCA